This is a messenger RNA of Spinacia oleracea (spinach), 1501 nucleotides long. RefSeq names its product 3-dehydrosphinganine reductase TSC10A. Gene Ontology annotation, biological process: sphingolipid biosynthetic process. Gene Ontology annotation, molecular function: 3-dehydrosphinganine reductase activity. Lineage: Eukaryota; Viridiplantae; Streptophyta; Magnoliopsida; Caryophyllales; Amaranthaceae. The coding region runs from base 61 to 1044 and encodes 327 amino acids. The record is from RefSeq and is a predicted model, not a curated record. Gene Ontology annotation, cellular component: endoplasmic reticulum membrane. The transcript has 4 exons.
AUAAAAAGUUAAAAACUUUCUCUUUUCUCACUGGUGUUGCAUUUGCUAAGCUCAGCAACAAUGGCGGACCAAAACACAGUCAUACUCUCUCUCCUCAUCCUCCUCCCUUUCUCUCUCCUCUUCAUCCUCUACCUAAUAGUCCGCCCUCGCUCACUCACCAUCCCAAUCAAAAACCGCCAUGUCUUCAUCACUGGCGGAUCAAGCGGCAUCGGCUUGUCCCUCGCUCACCGCUUCGCAUCCGAAGGCGCGCGCGUCUCCAUCUUAGCGCGGGACCUCCGUAAGCUGGAAGAAGCGAAGGAGGCGAUCCGGCUCUCCACUGGCAUCGACGUCAGCAUAUUCAGCGCUGACGUGAGGGAUUUCAACGCCGUCAAGAAGGCGAUUGAAGAUGCGGGGCCCAUUGAUGUUCUGGUGUGUAAUCAGGGGGUUUUUACUCCCCAGGAGUUGGAAUUACAGUCGCUGGAUGAAAUCAAGUUCAUGAUUGAUGUGAAUGUGAUGGGGACUUUUCAUCUGAUUAAAGCUGCGUUGCCAUUGAUGAAGAAAGAUCGCAAGUCGCGUGGUCCUGCUUCUAUCGCUAUCAUGUCGUCUCAAGCUGGUCAGGUGGGUAUUUAUGGUUACACAGCUUACUCGGCUAGUAAAUUUGCACUCAGGGGCAUGGCAGAAGCACUGCAACAUGAAGUGAUUGCGGAUGAUAUCCAUGUGUCAUUGAUCUUUCCUCCAGACACUGAUACUCCUGGUUUAGAAGAAGAAAACAAGAGGCGGCCUGAGCUGACAACUAUUAUAGCAGAUUCUUCGGGAAUGAUGAAAGCUGAUGAAGUUGCAAAGAAAAGCAUAGAUGGAAUAAAAAAGGGCAGUUUUAUUAUCCCUUGCAACUUGGAGGGUGUAUUAUUGUCUAUAGCUACCGCUGGCUUGUCCCCACAGAGAUCGUAUCUGAUGGCAUUUGUAGAAGUGCUUGCUGCUGGUCCUGUACGCCUUAUUGGUCUAUGUUUCCAGUGGAAUUGGUAUGGGAGUAUAGAAAAGUGGCACUCCAAAAGAAAAAGGACAUAAAGUUGUUCAGGAAUUGUUCCCUUAGACCUGAUUGCAGUCUAGUUCAAGACAAAAACUUUGUAGCUGAUGAAGAUUAUGUAUUUUGCUAUUAUUCCUUGUUAAAUAUUUGGCCACGUAUUAGAGUGUCGCCAUACCCCUGAAUCCCUGACGGCUUGACUUAGUCAGGUUCUAUGAAUUGCUGGUGUUGCUUUUCUGGCGUCUUGAUUACCAGUUGAGAGUAACAGAUCCAGUGAUCAGCACCUGAGUAUUCAAGCAGUUGAGAGAUGUAAUGUAUGUGAGAAUUGAGAUCUAUCCACAGCAUCAGAAAACUGAUUCUGUCUAACUUAUUUGUAUAUUUGUUUUGUAUUUGCAAUUCUUUCUCAAAGAAUUGAAGUAUGCUGUUGGUUUUUGCAAGGAUCUCAUCGUCAAGCUUUGUUGUUCUUUUGGGUAUGUGGAGCCUGUAGGGCAUUUUUGGAUU